Messenger RNA from Castor canadensis (American beaver), 1200 nucleotides. RefSeq names its product cathepsin S (gene Ctss). Gene Ontology annotation, biological process: proteolysis. Lineage: Eukaryota; Metazoa; Chordata; Mammalia; Rodentia; Castoridae. Gene Ontology annotation, molecular function: cysteine-type peptidase activity. The record is from RefSeq and is a predicted model, not a curated record.
UCAAUUCAACAGAAGUUUCCUUGCUGCCUUUGAAUUCUUUGGAGCGAGCACAUGAAGUCAAGGACUCUUACGAUGGGAGCGCCUGCUGGUUCUACCAUAGUGAAAUGGCUGGCUUGGGUGCCCUUGCUAUGCUCCUUGGCAGUCGCACAACUACACGAAGAUCCCACCCUGGAUCACCACUGGCAUCUCUGGAAAGAAACCUAUGGCAAACAGUACAAGGAAAAGAGUGAAGAAGCAGUACGGCGUCUCAUCUGGGAAAAGAAUCUAAAAUUUGUGACACUUCACAAUCUGGAACAUUCAAUGGGGAUGCAUUCAUAUGAUCUAGGCAUGAACCACCUGGGGGACAUGACCAGUGAAGAAGUGAUGUCUUUGAUGAGUUCCCUGAAAGUUCCCAGCCAGUGGCAGACAAAUGUUACCUACAAGUCAAACCCUAAUCAGAAAUUGCCUGAUUCUCUGGACUGGAGAGAGAAGGGCUGUGUUACGGAGGUGAAAUACCAGGGUUCUUGUGGUGCUUGUUGGGCUUUCAGUGCCGUGGGAGCGCUAGAAGCACAACUGAAGCUGAAAACAGGAAAGCUGGUGUCUCUGAGUGCACAGAACCUGGUGGAUUGUGCAACUGAUAAAUACGGGAAUAAAGGCUGCAAUGGUGGCUUCAUGACAGAAGCUUUUCAAUACAUCAUUGAUAACAACGGCAUUGAUUCAGAUGCUUCCUAUCCCUACAAAGCCAUGGAUGAAAAGUGUCAUUAUGAUUCAAAAAAUCGAGCUGCCACAUGUUCAAGGUACACAGAACUUCCCUCUGGCAAUGAAGAUGCCCUGAAAGAAGCUGUUGCCAAUAAAGGACCUGUGUCUGUGGCUAUAGAUGCAAGUCACCCUUCCUUCUUCCUCUACAGAAGUGGUGUCUAUGAUGACCCAGCCUGUACUCAGAAUGUGAAUCAUGGUGUGCUGGUGGUUGGCUAUGGUAACACUAAUGGGAAAGACUACUGGCUUGUGAAAAAUAGCUGGGGCCUCCACUUUGGUGAACAAGGAUAUAUUCGAAUGGCAAGAAAUAGUAAAAAUCAUUGUGGAAUUGCUAGUUAUUGCUCUUACCCAGAUAUGUAAAGGAGUUCUUCAUUUUACAAACCAAUAAGAUGAACUGUUCUCUUAAUUUUACCUUCUGUAUCCAGAAGAAAUAAAUGUGUCAUAAUCAAUGUAUAUUAAACCAUA